CAUAAUACUGAAGAACACACACGGACAGAUUUGUCACAGCUUCGUCAAAUGGACUGAGUCACAAAAAGCUCCGAGAGUACAACGUGUUGCGAAAACGUUCCAGCUUCAAGAUGCCCCAUGGUUCUGAUGAUACUCGCAAGACAUUUAUACUGACCACAACUGGAAACUUCUAUGGGCUAAAGCCCUCAUCUUCCCUGGUUGACAGCCCGGAGCUCAAUAACUUCUUGGAUGAUGGAAAUGAAUUUGUCCUGUCCAUCAGCAGACAUGACAAUAACCUUCACUUGUCGAAUAAGAUUGAAACGUCAGGGGACAGCAGAGACAAAGUGUUGGUCUUCUUCAAGCUCCAUCCCACAGUGAUCACUGAAGAUAACCUUCACAGGAGCGUCCUGGUGUCGUCCAUGUUAGAGUCUCCUAUCAACACUCUCUAUCAGGCUGUCAGACAGGUCUUUGCACCUGUACUGCUGAAGGAUGAGCGCUGGCGUUCAGCAUUUGACCCCAAGUUGGCAGGUCUGCUGAGUGAGCUGGAGCUUGGCCUGGGCUCAGUGGUCCGCCAGUCUGGAGCACAACCAUCUGCCAAGAAAGGUCGCAGAGAGGAAGAUAUACUAGGUAUCCUGACUCCUAUUGAUGAGUUCCAGUACUGGGCAGAUCUGUGUCAGUCAGCAGAGAAAAACAGUGUGAGAGAAAGAGCAGCUUAUUUCACCGAGCAAUUUAAAUCCAUACAAAAGGACUAUGGUGGUUUGGAUGGCUUGUCCAUGUCUGAUGUUGUGGAUCUGGUGGAACAGAGCAGAGAUGCUCUGGAUGAUGUUUGGCGGCAGACUGAUUUUGAGCCAUAUCCAGAAACACGCAUGGUUCGACUCAUGGAUGUCAUUGGUGGAGCUCUGGGAAGAUAUGUGCAGAGGAAGCUGAGUGGUCUCAAUAUUUUUGAAGAGCCCUUUGUAUCACUGAGAGAGAACCUGAGGAUGGGUGUUGUCAUCUGUGAGCAGUGGGUGGUCGUCUGUGAUCAUCUGACAGGACAGGUGUGGAAGAGACAUGCACCUCAUGCCUGGAAGGGAAACAAGCACUGCCCACAGAGCCUCCAUUGCCUUGCAAAGAGACUGGAUGAGGUGCUGACUCUGCGUAUGGUUCAUGAGAAACUCCUGCAUUUGCUACCAGGGGGGAAGCAGCAAGCUCUGACGUCAGAUCGUGUUUUUGAACCUUUCUCGGGACUCAACCCUCUACAUUACAACCCUUACACUGAGCCUCUUUGGAGAGCAGCAGUUGCCCAGUUUGAGCACCUAAUGGCUCCGUCAGAGCAAGAAAUAGCUGCCAAACUAAAGAGCUACAUUGCCGAUGUGCAGGACAAUCCACAACAGCUGUUGCAGGUGUUUCAAAAGCACAAGGAGUUGAUCAGACGUUCCACCAUCAGUAAAGAGCUUCAGUCAGAGAGAGAGACCCUACUGGCCAGACUACUGGAUUACAACAAGGGACUGAAGAUUGACUUUGAGACCCGUUGCCAUGGAGGUCCUGGAGAAAAGUCUGGGCCUCUUAUUGGCAAGAAUCUUCCAGAGGUGGUCAAUAAGAUUGUGUGGGUCCGACAGCUGAUACACAAGGUGGAAGACUCUGUCUGCAUAGCUAAGGCUCUGCUUUCAGACUUGUCUGGGUUCAAAGGGUUUCUGCAUUUCUGUGAGGACCUACUGGAACUUCUGAGAACCUAUGAGCAGGAACAGUUUGAAGAUUGGUCAAGAGAUAUACUAUCUGGACUGGCUGACCCAAAGUCAGGAAUCAGUCUCCAGGCCAGUAAUCGUGUCAUGGACCUGGACCAUGUGGAUGGCAGAUUAAAGAUCCUGUACUCAGACAAACUGGUCAGUCUGCUCCGGGAGGUCAGGCAGCUCUCUGCUCUGGGCUUUCCCAUCCCAGCCAAGAUACAACAGGCUGCUAAUACUGCAGAUAAAUUCUACCGACAGGCCAUUGUCCUAAAACAGGUGGCUCAUUUCUACAAUACCAUUGACCAGCAAAUGAUUCCUUCUCAGAGACCUAUGAUGCUUGGUCUUGCCUUGGCCUUUGAACAGGUCAUCAAGAAUCCUCGCUCACAGUCAAAGGAAACGGGGGGUAAACUGCAGAUCACGUGGAACAACCCCAAAGAGUUGGAAGUAUACAUUUCCAAGCUGCAGUCUGCUGCCGAGAAACUUUCCUCAGAGAAUAGAAAGCUACGCAAAUGGCACACCGACUUUAAUGACAAGGUGGUGUCAUUGAUGAAUGUGGACCUACUCAAACACCAGCAGCGGUGGAAGGAUGGCCUUCAGGACCUUCGUAUGGGCUUUGCCACUCUGGAGGCUCAGGGCUUUAGGUCUGAUGACAUGCAGGCAUGGCGUCAACACUGGAACCAUCAGCUUUACAAGGCUCUUGAACAUCAGUACCAGAUGGGCCUGGAAGCUCUGAACAUGAACCUGCCUGAAAUACACAUAGAUCUCACUUUCAGGCAAGGCCGAUUGCAGUUCCGUCCUCCAUUUGAAGAAGUCCGAGCACGCUACUUCAGGGAGAUGAAGCGGUUCAUCUCAAUCCCAAAUCAGUUCAAAGGGGUCAGUGCCCAAGGGGAGGAGCUUAUCUUCAGCGUCAUGAUUGACAGAAAUGCCACUGGGUUCCUGACCAUCUUUAGAAAGGCUGAGGACCUCUUUACUCGCUUGCAGGCUAUACAACACAAAUUUAAGGAGUGGGUGGUUCCAGGACAGGUGGAUUUAGAGAAGUUGGUGGAGAACCAUUUGCACUCCGUACAGGACUGGGAGAGAAAUUUCAAGGCCCUGAAAGCCCGGGGUAAAGAGUCUGAACGUCUGCCCAGUCAGGAGAAGGUAGACUGUAUCACAGUCAACUGUGAACCAGUGAAAGCUGCCAUUGACGAUCUGAUCCAGAGACUGUUUGACGUGCUGCUCUUAUCACUAAGGAAGUCCAUACAAGGCCACACACAGGCCAUAGACACUUUUGUGUCAGAGUCAAUGGGGGUCUUGUCCAUGCGACCAGAGAACAUGGAGGAGAUUGGUACAGCCAGUGGCAAAUACAGACAAAUACUGGCCAACAAAAUGGAGAUCUUACCUCAGUUCCAGUGUGUUGAGGAGAAGAACCGCUUGCUGCGAGCAGUAGCAGGAUCAAGCCUAGACUCACUGUCCUCUCUCAGAGCCAAGUGGGACAAACUGGAGCUUGUCAUGGAGAGUCACCAGCUCAUGAUCAAAGAGCAGGUGGAGGUAAUGCGGAGUAAUGCUGCUGGACGUAUCGACACAUACAAGGCAGAUCUACAGCGUUUUAAGGCUCGCUGGGACCAGCUGAAGCCCAAAGAUGAAGUGCUCGAGACGGGCGAUCAUGCUGCCCUUCUCGCAUGUCUCCAAACCAUCAGGGAUAAACAGCAAGAGUUCCAGGAACUUGAGCUUGUCCGCAAUAAACUGCUUGAGGACUGUGGCUAUUUUGACCUGGAGGCACCAGAUUUAUCUCUGGCAGAAGAGACAAAAAGAGAUAUGGAGGAGUACAGCCAGAUGUGGGGUCUAUAUGAGGAGUGGCAGCAGGGCUUUACAGAGAAGGCCCAGGAGGACUGGAUCACAUUCAGGAGUAAGACCUAUGUGUUUGAGGAAUUUCUCUUUACAUGGCAGGACAGGCUGCAGAAGCUAGAUCAGCCUUCUGCUAUGUCUGUUAAACUACAAGCUGAAGUGGACAAAUACAAGGACAUGGUUCCAGUGCUAAAGUAUGUACGUGGAGAGCACCUGUCCCAGGACCAUUGGCUGGAUAUGUUUCGUUUGCUGGGUCUUCCACGAGGAACAACUCUGGAGAGACUCACUUUUAAUGACCUCCUCAGUGUGGCAAAAACCAUUAUAGAAAAGGCCAUGGAGCUCAAGGACCUGAACAGCCGUGCCCAGGCAGAAGUGACGAUCAGAGAAGCAUUGAGGGAACUGGAUUUGUGGGGAGCUGCAGCUACCUUCAGUCUGACUGAGUACACAAACAGCAGUGGUCAAUCUCUAACACUCAUUAAGGACUGGAAGGAUAUAGUCAACCAGGUGGGAGAUAACCGCUGUCUGCUGCAGUCUCUGAAAGACUCUCCCUAUUAUCACAGCUUUCAAGACAAGGUCAGCCUGUGGGAGGUUCGUCUGUCAGACUUAGAUGAGUACCUGCUGAGUCUGAAUGCCAUCCAAAGGCGCUGGGUUUAUCUGGAGCCUAUUUUUGGAAGAGGGGCAUUGCCACGGGAGGAAGCUCGCUUCAAACGGGUUGAUGAAGACUUCAGGUCCAUAAUGUCAGAUAUUCGGAGAGACAACAGAGUUGUUUCUCUGAGCUCAAGGGCUGGCAUCAGAAACUCUCUGGUCACCAUACUAGAUCAGCUUCAGCGCUGCCAAAAGUCACUCAAUGAGUUCCUGGAGGAGAAGCGUUCUGCUUUCCCAAGGUUUUAUUUCAUUGGAGAUGAUGAUCUGUUAGAGAUUCUUGGACAGGCAACCAACCCAACGGUCAUUCAGUCACACCUCAAGAAACUAUUUGCAGGCAUCCAUAGUGUUGAGUUUGAUGAGCAGUGCCAGAAUAUUAUUGCCAUGUGUUCUUUGGAGGGAGAGACAGUGUCACUCAGGAACUGCAUACACAUCUCUAGCCAUGUGGAGUUAUGGCUAAAGGAGCUGUCUGUGGAAAUGAAGGAGACUCUGAAGCAGCUGCUCUAUGAAUGUAUGUCAGCAGGGAAGAAAGGGAGUGUGGACCCGUCACGCUACCCAUCACAGAUUCUAUGUCUGGCUGAACAAAUCCAGUUUACUGAAGAUGUGGAGCGAGCCCUAAAAGAGCAGAAUCUGCAGCAGCUGGAACUGGAGCUCAAUGCAAAGUUGGAACAUUACACUACAGUGGACACUAGUUCUGACGAUCACGUGAACUCAGAGUCCAGUGUCUUGCAGCUGAAGCUGAAGGCCUUAAUCCUGGACAUAAUCCAUAACAUCAGUGUUGUGAAGCAUCUUAAAGAGGCAGUAGUUGCCAGUCCUGAUGCCUGGGCCUGGAAGAAGCAGCUUCGCUUCUACAUGGGAGCAGACAAAUGCUGCCACAUACAUAUGGUGGAUGCUCAGUUCAGUUAUACAUAUGAGUACCAGGGGAAUGCAGCAAAGCUAGUGCACACUCCACUGACUGAUAAGUGCUACCUGACUUUGACCCAGGCCAUGAAAAUGGGGCUUGGGGGAAACCCUUAUGGACCCGCUGGCACAGGCAAAACUGAGUCAGUCAAAGCCCUAGGAGGGCUGUUUGGACGUCAAGUACUGGUGUUCAAUUGUGAUGAGGGUAUCGAUGUGAAGUCAAUGGGAAGAAUCUUUGUGGGCUUGGUGAAGUGUGGCGCAUGGGGCUGCUUUGAUGAGUUUAACCGCUUGGAAGAGGCAGUGCUGUCGGCAGUUUCCAUGCAAAUCCAGGCCAUACAAGACUCUCUCAAACACCACAAACACACAUGUGAACUGCUAGGGAAGGAGGUGGAAUUGGAUCCAAAUUCUGGAGUGUUCAUCACACUGAACCCAGCAGGAAAGGGCUACGGAGGCCGACAGAAGCUACCAGACAACUUAAAACAGCUGUUCAGACCUGUGGCUAUGAGCAGGCCAGACAACGAGCUCAUUGCUGAGGUCAUCCUCUACUCUGAGGGCUUUAAAAGUGGAGAAAUACUUGGACGGAAAUUGGUUGCCAUUUUCAACCUGGCCAGGGAGCUGUUAACACCCCAGCAGCACUAUGACUGGGGUUUACGUGCUCUGAAGACAGUUCUGAAGGCCUGUGGCAGUCUCCUGCAGCAACAGAGGAGGAGUCACAACAAGGACAAAAUCCAGGAGAGCAGUCUUGUGGUGCAGGCUUUGCGACUGAACACCAUGUCCAAGCUGACAUUCACCGAUAGCUCUCGGUUUGAUGCGCUGGUCAAAGACGUCUUUUCUGGGGUAAACUUCACUGACGUGGAGGACCAGAUACUCAUGCAAGCACUAGAGCACGUCUACAAGGAGGCACGACUUGAGCUAAUACCCAGCCAGCUGAAGAAGGCGCUUGAGUUGAAUGAACAGCUGAGACAGCGCAUGGGUGUCGUCAUUGUGGGGCCAAGUGGAGCAGGGAAGUCUACACUCUGGAGGAUGCUGAGAGCAGCUCUAAACAAGACAGGCAAAGUGGUGAAACAGUACACUAUGAAUCCCAAAGCCAUGCCCAGGCAGCAGCUGCUUGGACAUAUAGACAUGGACACCAGAGAAUGGGCUGAUGGUGUCCUCACGUAUAGUGCCAGAAAUGUGGUCAGAGAACCACAGGAUGUGAGCUCAUGGAUUGUGUGUGAUGGUGACAUUGACCCAGAGUGGAUUGAGAGUCUCAACUCUGUGCUUGAUGACAAUCGGUUGUUAACAAUGCCUAGUGGAGAACGCAUUCAGUUUGGACCUAAUGUCAACUUCUUGUUCGAGACUCACGACCUCAGCUGUGCCUCUCCAGCCACCAUAUCUCGCAUGGGCAUGAUCUUCCUCAGUGAUGAGGACAUCGAUGUAGGUGCCUUGGUGAAGUCUUGGUUGAGUGGUCAACCAGAGGAGUGUCGCAGCAAUCUAGAAAAUUGGCUGGGAGACUACUUCCAACGAGCCCUGGACUGGGUCAUCAAACAGAAUGACUUUGUGGUGGAGACCAGUCUGGUGGGUACAGUGUUCAACGGUCUGUCUCAUCUUAACGCUGUGACAGAGCGAGGUCAGUUCAUUGUUGGUCUUCUAAGAGGUUUGGGAGGAAACCUCAACUUCAAAACACGACAGGAGUUUGCCAAGGAGCUGAUGAGCUGGGCCAGGGAAAGUCCACCAGACUCCCGGAAACCACUAGAUACCUACUACGACACUGACAGCGGCCAUCUAACAGCUUAUAGAUUCCAGCGUCCUGAGGGUCUCACACUGGAACAGCUCUCUCAUACACGCGCACUACCUGUUAUCGAGACUCCAGACAUGCAAAGAGGUCUGGACUGUUUCUCUCCGUGGCUCACCGCUCAGCACAGGCAGCCCUUCAUGGUGGCUGGGCCAGAGGGCUGUGGAAAGGGUAUGCUCCUGCGCCAUGCCUUUUCUCGGCUACGCUCCACUCAAGUUGCGGUGGUUCACUGCAGUGCACAGACCUCAUCUCGCCAUGUGCUACAGAAGCUCAGUCAGACCUGCCUGUUGCUCAGCUCUAACACUGGCCGAGUGUUCAGACCCAAAGACUGUGAGAACCUGGUACUUUACCUAAAAGACAUCAACUUACCCAAACCGGACAAAUGGGGGACCAGCAACCUCACUGCCUUCCUGCAACAGGUUUUGACAUAUAAGGGAUUCUAUGAUGAAAAUCUGGAAUGGGUCAGUCUCGAGAAUAUCCAGGUGGUAUCCUCCAUGUCUACAGGGGGUGCUGCUGGGAGCCAUUCGCUCACCUCACGCUUUUCCUCUAUAGUGCGCAUCUGCACCAUUGACUAUCCAGACAGGGAGCAGCUGCAGACUAUCUACUCGGCAUACCUGCAGCCAGUUCUUCAACACAGCCUUGGCAGCCAGGCAACAUGGGCCAGCACAGGGAAGACACACCAGCUGGCCGGUUCUUUAGUGCAGCUCUAUGAACAGGUAAAAGCCAAGUUUACAGUGGACGACCACAGCCACUACCUGUUCACCCCCUGUAUUCUCACCGAGUGGGUCCUCAGCCUGCUGCGAUACGACCUCACUGCAGCUCAGUCUAAUGUGACAGACAGCGUGUUGGAGGUGGUAUCCUACGAGGCCCGGAGGCUGUUCAGAGACCGGCUAGUUUCCGCCAAAGACCACCACUCCUUUGAUAACAUCCUCUCCUCCAUCAUACGGGGAGACUGGGGCUCUGAUGCUCUGGACAACGUGACAGAUGGUUUCUAUGUGACAUGGGGAGCCUCUGAAGGGGCUGUAAUGGCUCCAGGCCAGUCGCUGCCUCCUCAUGGUAAACAAGUGGGACGUCUGGAUUCUGCUGAUCUGAAACAAGUAAUACAGAAGGGUGUAGUGCUGUACAGUCGUGAUAACAGGGAGCUGGAUCUUCUCCUCUUCACGGAAGUCUAUGACUUUGUAUCGAGGGUGGACCGGGUCCUAAGCAGACCCGGUGGCUCUCUGCUACUGGCGGGCCGGAGUGGAGUGGGUCGGCACACGGCCACAUGCCUGGUGUCACACAUGCAUGGAUACACGUUGUUCACGCCCAAAAUGUCCCGUGGUUAUGCUCUCAAGCAUUUCAGCAAUGAUCUCAAAACGGUAAUGCAGCUGGCAGGUCUGGAAGGUCAACAGGUGGUUCUGUUGUUGGAGGAUUACCAGUUUGUUCACCCGGCUUUCUUAGAGAUGGUCAACAGCCUGUUGUCAUCAGGUGAAGUUCCAGGUCUGUACUCUCCAGAGGAACUUGAGCCUCUCCUCUCCUCUCUCAAAGAUUCUGCCUCCCAGGAUGGAUUCACUGAGCCACUCUACAACUACUUUUUGUACAGAAUCCAGCAGAACCUUCACAUAGUUUUGAUCAUGGAUUGCUCCAACUCCAACUUCACCAUCAACUGUGAAAGCAACCCAGCUUUCUACCGCAAGUGCUCUGUCCAGUGGAUGGAAGCAUGGACCGAAAACAGCAUGAAGAAGAUUCCAGAGCUGCUACUGGCAAAGACGGAAGGAGGAGGAAGAGGAGGAGUGGAGAAUGAAAGAGAAAAAUCUACUAAGGGAACAGACUCAGGGUCUGGCCAGGCAGCUCUGUGCUGUUUGUUCCUGAUGGUCCAUGAGUCCUGUAGAGAGCAUGGUGCAACACCCAGCCAAUACAUGGCCUUUCUGCAUGUUUACACUGCAUUAUACAAGCGGAAGCAAAGCCAGCUUACAACAAGACAACAGCACCUACAGGCAGGUGUCUCUAAACUGAAUGAAGCAAAGGCUCUAGUCGAUGACUUGAAGAGGCGGGCCGCAGAGCAAAGUGCACUGCUGAAGACUAAACAACAGGAGGCAGAUUCUGCCCUACAGGAAAUUACUACCUCCAUGCAGAAUGCCAGUGACCAGAAGACGGAGAUGGAAAAAAUAAAAGGGAAGAUGGCUCAAGAAGUGUCAAAGAUUGAAGAGAGAAAAGCUAAAAUUGAUGAUGAGCUGAGAGAAGUACAACCUUUGGUAGAUGAAGCAAAGCGUGCAGUGGGAAACAUCAAGUCUGAAGCGCUGUCUGAGAUCCGCUCUCUGCGCAUGCCCCCUGAUGUCAUCAGAGACAUCCUGGAGGGCGUACUCAGAUUGAUGGGCAUUUUUGACACCUCUUGGGUUAGCAUGAAGAGCUUUCUGGCUAAGCGUGGCGUGAGGGAGGACAUAGCUACAUUUGAAGCCAGGAACAUCAACCCUGAGAUUCGACAGAGUGUGGAGGAGCUGCUCAACAGGAACAAGGCCUCCUUUGACCCCAAGAAUGCUAAGCGUGCAAGCGCAGCAGCUGCUCCUCUGGCUGCCUGGGUCACAGCCAAUGUCCAGUACUCCCACGUCCUGGAGAGGAUAGAGCCACUUGAGAGAGAGCAGGCCGGACUGCAUGAAAACCUGAGGAAAACGGAGAAUAGAAAGAAUAAGCUGGAGGAUCAACUUAACUCUGUUGGAGCCAAAGUCAGCGACUUGAAAGACAAGUUCCAGUGUCAUACUGCAGAGGCAGCGAAGUUGGAGGCUGAGGUGACAAAAGCUCAGGACACAAUUUCUGCUGCUCAGCAGCUCAUAUCACAACUGGAUGGAGAACACACACGGUGGAACACACAGAUGUCUGAGAUAAAGAAUGAGUUGGACACGCUCCCUGUGAGGACAAUGCUCGCCGCAGCCUUCAUUACCUACCUGUCUGCAGCUCCCGAAGACCGUAGAAAACACAGUCUGGAGACAUGGAUGGCUCAAUCUGGACUACAGAAGUUUGAUUUGCGGUCAUUCCUGUGCUCGGAGAGCGAACAGUUGAUCUGGAAAAGUGAAGGUCUGCCAUCUGAUGACCUCUCCAUGGAGAAUGCACUGGUCAUACUACAGAUCAAUGCUCUCAAGUUACGGAGUGUUGCCUGUCCAUUCCUGAUUGACCCAUCAUCCCGAGCUACAGAGUGGCUGCGCACACAUCUCAAACAGCACAGACUAGAGGUUAUCAGCCAGCAGGACAACAACUUCAUGACAUCUCUGGAGUUAGCGGUCAGAUUUGGAAAAACCCUCAUUAUACAAGAGAUGGAUGGAGUUGAACCAGUACUCUACCCACUGUUGCGGAGGGACCUUAUAGCACAAGGCCCUAGAUAUGUGGUUCAGAUAGGGGACAAGGUUAUUGAUUACAACGAGGACUUCCGUCUCUUCCUGGCAACACGGAAUCCCACGCCCUUCAUCCCACCUGAUGCUGUUUCCGUGGUCACAGAGGUCAACUUCACUACCACCAGGGCAGGUUUGCGAGGACAGCUGCUAGCCUUGACCAUUCAACAGGAGAAGCCGGAACUGGAGACUGAGAAAACCAGACUUCUUCAACAAGAGGAAGACAAGAAAAUACAGCUGGCUCAGCUGGAAGAAUCGCUGUUAGAGACCCUGGCUACAGCUCAGGGUAAUAUUCUGGACAAUAGGGAGCUGAUAGACAGUCUGAACCAGACCAAGGCGAGCAGUGCCCUCAUCCAGGAGUCACUACUGGAGUCACACAGGCUGCAGGCUUCUCUGGACCAGGAGCGGGACGCCUACCUACCUCUCGCAGAGAGCGCCAGCAAAAUGUUUUUCGUCAUCACAGACCUGGCAAAGAUCAACAACAUGUACCGCUUCAGCCUUGCUGCGUUUCUGCGCAUUUUCCAACGCGCUCUUCAGGCCAAGAAGGAAGUAGAGAAUACAGAAGCCAGGAUUGCUGCUCUGGAGGCCAGCUUGAAGUAUAUGGUGUAUGAGUAUGUCUGCCGCUCACUUUUCAAGGCUGACCAGUUAAUGUUUGCUGUGCACUUUGUGAAAGGCAUGUACCCUGAACUCUUCCAAGAGAACGAAUGGGAUGCAUUUACUGGAUCCAUUGUAGGAGAAAUGUUUAAACGAGAGGAGUUCCCUUCCUGGAUUGAUCCGGAGAGGCAUGGAGCAAUGGCCGUUUUUAAAACUACAUUUCCAGCUCUCUACCAGUCCCUGUGUUUGAGUGACUCAGACCUUUGGCUGUCCUUCUCACAGAGCUCACAGUGUGAACAGGAAAUCCCGUCCUCCGUUGCCAAGAAGAUUACUCCCUUCCAGCAGCUAUUAUUGGUUCAGGCAGUCAGACCAGACCGACUGCAGAGUGCCAUGACUGCAUUUACCUCCCAGGCCCUAGGAAUGAAGGAGCUCUCCCCCCCUCCACUGAACCUGCGGCGUCUCUACAAAGAGACAUUAGAAUGGGAGCCAGUGUUGAUCAUUAUCUCUCCAGGGGCAGACCCGUCCCAGGAGCUUGCGGAACUAGCUGCAGAAACCACUGGCAGAGACAACUAUCAUGAGAUCUCUAUGGGUCAGGGGCAGGCUGAUGUGGCCUUAGCAAUGUUACGCGAAUGUUCCCGAAGCGGAGACUGGCUCUGCCUGAAAAAUCUUCACCUCGUCACUGCAUGGCUUCCACUCCUGGAAAAAGAGUUAAAUGUUCUGCAACCUAAAGCGGGUUUCCGUCUCUGGCUGACAGCAGAGGUUCACCCCAGGUUUCCCUCUAUACUGCUGCAGUCCAGUCUCAAGCUCACCUAUGAGGCUCCUCCUGGGUUGAAGAAGAAUCUGCUGAGGACAUAUGAGUCAUGGACUCCUGAGCAGAUCAGCAAAGGAGGUGUCUUGGCGAGAGCUCAGUCUCUGUUCUGUCUGGCCUGGUUCCACGCUGUUUGCCAAGAGAGACGCAACUACAUACCACAGGGUUGGACUAAGUUCUAUGAGUUCUCGUUGUCAGACCUCCGUGCUGGAUUUGAAAUCAUCGACAGGCUUUUUGAAGGAGGUAAAUCUUUCCAGUGGGAGUUUGUACAUGGCCUGUUGGAGAGCGCCAUCUACGGCGGACGCAUCGACAAUCCCUCCGACCUCCGCAUCUUACGCUCGUACCUCGAGCAGUUCUUCUCGGCACGUCUCCUCUCAGCUGGUCAGAGAAAGAGCAGAGGGGGAACACGGAUCUUUCCAUCUCAGAUCAGCCUCCCAAAUUCAUGCAGCAUAUUGGAUUACCGCAGUGUAAUCGAGGAUCUCCCAGAAGACGACAGACCUGCGUUCUUUGGUCUGCCCGCCAACAUAGAGAGAUCUUCUCAAAGGAUCAUCAGCUCCCAGGUGAUUUCCCAACUACGUAUUCUGAGCCGCUCAGUGGCAACUGGGUCAAAGUUUGACAGGGAGCUCUGGUCGAGUGGACUUUCCCCCGUACUCAACUUAUGGAAGAAACUUAAUCAGGGCUCCACACUGAUCCAUCAGAAGGUGGCCCCAUCAGCAGAAGGUCAUGCCUCACCAGUUUUAUCAUUCAUUGCCUUGGAGCAAUUCAACGCAGUCCGCUUGGUCCAGAGUAUCCACCAAUCCCUGGCUGCACUGAGCAAGGUCAUCAGAGGGACACAACUGCUCACUCCGGACGUCCAAAAACUGGCCACUGCCCUGCUCAAUCAAGAGUGUCCUUCAAAGUGGCAGAAUAAAUGGGAGGGACCAGAGGAGCCGAUGCAGUACCUCAGAGCUGUGGUAACACGGGCAGUCGCCAUACAGAGUUGGGUGGAGCGUGCAGGCCGACAAGCUCUUCUGUCAGACACUCUCGAUCUGUCUGAGCUCUUCCACCCUGACACCUUUCUCAACGCCCUGAGACAGGAAACUGCCAGGCACAUGGGUUGUUCUAUGGACAGCUUGGUAUUUUUCUCAACAUGGAGGAGCCCCAUUCCACAAGCCAACCUACAAGUGAAGGUUGGAGGUCUCCAGUUGGAGGGAUGUACUUUUGAUGGUGCCCAUCUUUGUGAGAAUCAACACAAUUCUCCCAGUGUGUCGGCUGUUCCACUCUGCUACAUGGCCUGGGUCCCACAAAGCUCGGUCGCUGACUCAGCUGGAUCAGAGGAGACUAUCUGGCUGCCUCUGUACACCAGCGCAGAGAGGGUGAAGGUGGUCACGCACAUCUGCCUGCCCUGUGGCGCCAACCCUAACCAGUGGAUACAGACAGGUGCUGCUCUCUUUCUCAAACAGCAGUGAAGGGAUGUCAUUUAUAGUGAGGGAAAGAACACGGAGUUAGUGUCAGCAAGGCCCUUUUGUACAUUACUGUUACAUUAUGCCAUUAUCAUUUGCAUAAUGUGAUGCAAGGUAAAGGACCAGAGAGGGAAUACAACAAAAGCUGCUUUCAGUAAUACAUGAAUGAAACAGCCUUUUAGUUUUUUUUUUCUCUCACAGCACAGAGUAAAGCAUGGUGGUAGCGAAACCUAAAAAAUAUAAAUGAAAUAAAAACAUGAUUUGGACAGCGCUUAUUUGAAUGUCAUGUUGUAUUUUGCUGAAAAUGUUUAGCCUUCAAUAUUUAUUCACUGUUAUUAUGUUGCAGAAGUGUAUUUUUCACCCUAUUCGUACAAAAUAAAGAUCAACUAAAUGUCA
Messenger RNA from Solea senegalensis (Senegalese sole), 13430 nucleotides. RefSeq names its product cytoplasmic dynein 2 heavy chain 1 (gene dync2h1). Gene Ontology annotation, biological process: microtubule-based movement. Gene Ontology annotation, cellular component: dynein complex. Bases 111 to 13040 code for a protein of 4309 amino acids. Gene Ontology annotation, molecular function: minus-end-directed microtubule motor activity; dynein light intermediate chain binding; ATP binding. Lineage: Eukaryota; Metazoa; Chordata; Actinopteri; Pleuronectiformes; Soleidae. The record is from RefSeq and is a predicted model, not a curated record. The transcript is spliced from 97 exons.